UGAUUGGUGGGAAGAGCAGUAGCGGUGGCAGGGAUGGAAGGAAACUGGGUUUUGCUCAAUGUACACACCCUGUAUUUGGAAACAAGCCUCCAUUUACCCGGAGCAGAUCACAGGGUUGCCGUGCUGUGUGUGAGUGUCUGUCCGUUUAAUGUGUGUUUGUCUCUGCAGCUGGUCUGUCCUCUUAUCUGGCCUGACCACCAUCAACAUGCACGUAGACUGUAGUGCUCUUGUUCUGCUGCCUAAGUAUUUGCCACUUACCACCAGCGUUGUCGUCAGGGAUUGCCAGUGUGCUGUGGUUCUCAAGGACAUCAGUAUCAACGUGCUCGAUAUCCGUGCGAGCGUGACAGCCAGCCUAGGGAACAACAUCGUACUGGCGUUACAAGUCAAGACCCCUACAAUACUUUCAGCUUGUAUUUCCUUCGGGCAUUCAAAGAUGCUGAAUGAUAUUAACUGUGUAUUCCCAUUUGAGAAGGGAAAGCUCUUGUAUGUGGCUCAAACUCCAAAAGUAAAUAACCGGUUCAUUGAAAUUCCUGUACAGAUGGAAUACCUGGCCGACAAUGGGAAGAAGAUCCCCAUUCCACCCCUUUCGGAGGACUUUGUGAUACUGCCAGAAAUGAAUUAUACAUCUGAGGCCAUAGGAGAGAACGUCAUCACUUCUGUCCUCUCCUACACAGUCUUCAAGAAACCUCAUUCCUUCUUUUGUACCCCUCAAACGUUUCUUGACACUCUCUCCCUGGAGCUGAUCCUCUCUGAACUGAUUGUUUCCAAGUGCCCAAACUGCACUCCAAUCUCUUCUUCACUGCUCAUCGUUACCAAACUAGUCAAACCUCUGACGGUCAGUCUGGAUGUGAACCUGUGUGCCAUGAAUCUCACUCUCAGCCUGGAGAUAAUGGAUAAAAAAGGAACCAAGAAACCUGUGCUCCUCAUUGCUUUGAAAGCAGUCCUGCGGAAUCCAAGCUUGUGUGUCAUUAAAACAGAGGAGUGUGCCCUUUCCGGCCGCCAACCAGGCCUUCCGAACGUGGGCAGACUGUGA
This is a messenger RNA of Caretta caretta (loggerhead turtle), 1033 nucleotides long. RefSeq lists its product as uncharacterized. NCBI's taxonomy places the organism in Eukaryota, Metazoa, Chordata, Testudines, Cheloniidae. The record is from RefSeq and is a predicted model, not a curated record.